CGCGGCCUCGCGGCGUGCCCGGAGCGAGCCCAUGCCCGAUGGCCACCCGUCGGAAAAGGUGCUGGAAAUAUCUGAGCCGCUCAGCUCCCGUGAGGAUGCGGCAGGCCAGGCCGGCCGGCCGCUCGGCGUCGCCGGGGACGCGCCUCGCGUGGGACUGAGACCCCCCCCGACCCCCGCCCGCUCGCCGCCACCAUGAACACCAACGUGUGCGUGGAGAGCGGCCCCAACCCCGAGGCGCCGGGGCUGCCCAAGGACAGCCACCUGCCCGAGGGGGCCCUCAACAGCCUUGUGGAUUACAACUCGGAGAUGGAGAGGUACCGCUCCUUCGCCACCUUCUACAAGACCAACGGCGGCGCCUUCCCGCAGGCGGCCAAGAUCGCGCGCAUCACCACCCCCAUCUUCCCCAGCGCCGCCGCCGCCGCCGCCGCCCGCAUCGGCAUGUCCCCCUGGAACUGCGACACCGCCACCGCCGCCGCCGCCACCGCCAUGCUCUGGGGCAGCGGCGGCGGCGGCGGCGGCGCGGCGGGCGGCGCGAGGAAGCCCUCCUCCUCCUCCUCCUCCGCCGCCGUCGCCGCCGCCUCCGCGGCCGCCGCCGCCUCCUCGCUGCACGCCGGCAGGGGCGGCAUGCACCACCGGAGCGACUCGCAGCGCCUGGGCAAGCCCGGCUGCGCGCCGGCCGAGCAGCCCGCGCUGCCCAUGGCCAACGGCAACUUCCUUUCCGGCCUGGCCCCCGAGCACUGCCGGCCGCUGGCGGGCGAGUGCAUGAACAAGCUCAAGUGCGGCGCCGCCGAAGCCGACAUCAUGAACCUCCCCGAGCGCGUCGGCACCUUCUCGGCCAUCCCGGCGCUGGGCGGCCUCUCGCUGCCGCCCGGGGUCAUCGUCAUGACGGCCCUGCACUCCCCCGCCGCGGCCUCGGCGGCCGUCACAGACAGCGCCUUCCAGAUCGCCAACCUGGCGGACUGCCCGCAGAGCCACGCCUCGGCCGCCCCCGCCUCCGCCCUGGGAGGCGGCGGGGCCGGGGCCGGGGCGGGCAACCCCGCCAAGAAGAAGCGGAAACGCUGCGGGGUGUGCGUGCCCUGCAAGCGGCUCAUCAACUGUGGAGUCUGCAGCAGUUGCAGGAACCGCAAAACGGGACACCAGAUCUGCAAAUUUAGGAAAUGUGAAGAGCUUAAGAAAAAACCUGGCACUUCGCUAGAGGUAAAAGAAUGCCUUGGCAUGAAAACCUGUCCUGAAUGCACCACCUGCUUGACAGAUAUAUACAAAGACUUGAAACCUGAGAGGAGAAGAGGAUGGUUGCAAGCAAAAAAAAAAAAAAAAUCUAAACAAAAGAAAGGAAUUAAAGCCAGCACCAGGGCACGUACUUAUACUGCAUGGCUGUCAUUGCCCGUGCCGAUUCUUGGGAGCGAUGCAGAGCAUUGUGCUCAGCAGGAUAAGACUGACAGACCUCGAAUACGAACCCUUACUGCCUUCUAAAGAGGAUUUCCCAUGGCCAAUAAGUUUUGCUCAGGAGCUCACCUGAGAAGAGGCAGGCACAAGGCAAGGACCCAACAUCCUGUGGCAGGCACCAGUGAGGCACUGCUGGGCUCUGCAGUUCCAUUUGCCCCUCAGCCAAGGUGAUGCUUAGCUGCUCCCAGCGGGGCUGGAAAGCCUGAAGAUGUCUGAAGAAUGGAAGAACGGCAAACAAUGAGAUUGCUGGUGAUAAAGCAAUCCUGGAAAAUGUUUGGAUGAAUUUUUUUCAGGAGAUCAACUUCCCUGUCAUGCCUGCCCCUCUGUGCUCUGCUGAUGUUACCCUCCUUGUCAAAGAUGUCACCAGCAGGAAGAUGUGUGGGAAGGAGGUUUACUAGGUGAAUAUUCCUAAACAUCCAGCACACCGUCAGGCACAGGGCAGGAGCAUGCUGCAUUAGCUCUGGGCCUGAGCAGAGUUAGUCAAAACAGCUUGAAAAAUGGAAUGUGUUCCUUUGUGGUGGAGUCUCAGACCCAGCACUGAUGUCAUGAAUAGCUGAAAUUAUGUCUAAAUUUGAGAAGAAAAAAAAAUACUUCCUCUGAGGUGUGUCUUGCAACUGCAAAUGAGGCAUAACUCGAAUCAACUAUGAUGAGCUGCUAUUAGCAUUUGAGUUACAUUUCCCUUGAAAAGUCAGGAGGGGCUGUGGCCCCAGAUUAGGGGUCCCUCCUGACAUCUAAGUGGGUAGCGCAUAUGGAAAUGGAGUUGUCCCGGGUGUCACCACCUCGAGGUGAAUGAUAGCUAGAGGUGGAAGAGUGGAGAAUAAAUGUUACUGCAAGAAAAGCUGCUGAAUUUCCUUUUGAGAGACUGAUAAUCCCGCAGGCUUCUACAGAAGCAGCUUUUGAUUAUCAUUGCUGAUGAUAUUAGAAGACAUCUCUGGAGUCUGUCCUUUAAAAAAUGUUUCCCUGGUGCUACUUGAAAACAUAUGGGCUGGGAACUGAAGUGAAAAACUGAUGUUUUGCUAACUCUCUUGGCACGAUGGAGGCUUAAAAAUGAUGUGCCUGAUACUAGAGAUGCAUUUUUAACAGUAAAUGAAAGCAGACUGCAUAAAAAUUCAAAAUACUAGACUGGCAAAUGUGGAUGAGAAAAGAAGUUGGAAGAAGAAAGGGGCUGGUUAAAGGACCAGAUGAGAAAAGGUGGAUCAGUUCAGCUGGGCUGAACAGGAGCAGCGCUGUUUGAGUUGCUUUGACUUACUGAAGGUGCAGACACACACCAGCAACUUAGAGAGGGAGCUGAGUAAGCCAGGUCUAACAGAGCAUGUUCAAAUGCAGCACUUUCCGAAGGGCUUCAUCAAGUAACAGGAUGGACAAGCUCGGGCUCCUGCUUGCAUGGUAACAGUUCGGAUGGGGCAGGGACAGAGGGAUGGAGCCAGGCUUCUUCAGUCUAGAAUCUAGUCCAUGCCAGACACUGGUCUGUGGAUGGCUGCGGUUUCUAACACAGGCAUAGCACCUGGAGAGUUCAUGCCUCAUUUCCAAUGGCUCUUAUCCAUAAAAUUAAACCUAUUUCCAGACAACAUACAUUAACCCUCAGAAGAUGUCUUAAACUGGAAUAAGUGUGUCUUAUACCGGAGCUGGAUGAGGUUAGUUUUGCUGAUUGAAUAAAAUCAUAGAAUCAUUAAGAUUGGAAGAGACCUCCAAGAUCAUCCAGUCCAACCAUUCACCUAACAUCAAUAUUUCCCCACUAAACCAUGUCCCUAAAUACCACACCUACACAUUUCUUGAACACCUCCAGGGACUGUGACUCCACUACCUCCCUGGGCAGCCUGUUCCAGCACCUGACCACUCUUCUGGAGAAGAAAUUUUUCCUAAUAUCCAACCUGAAAAGGUUGGAUAGUUCAUAAAAACCAGCCAACCAAACAAAAAAACAUAUUAUGCUGAUACCACUUCAGUGUCUUCACCGUGGAAAAUGCUGGCCCUCAACAAGGGAAAGCUGGAUAUGCUUUAUCCCAUCAGCUCCACCAACUGUAAAAAAAUGAAUCUCUUGAAGUUGCUGAAGAAAAACUUUUGACAAAAAGACACUUUGGAAAAGUGCAGAAUCUGCAGAAUCAUUGCAUCCCUUGGCUGGUCAUGCAUUUUCUGAGCCUCUGCCAGUAAUUACAGUUUCUGAAAACUUCUGAAAGCAAAAAAGCAUUCCCUUCCAUGGCCUUCUGUUCCACCUCUUUGCCUCUUUUGGGUCCAUUAGUCAGCACAUGCAUACCCCCAUAGUCAGGUGACCAGCAGACUGGUGCUACAGAACUGCUCUGCCUUCCAGAGUGCCAGGUGAUGAACUUCAGGAGGUUUGGGUGUAGUCAUAAGACAAAACAGGCAACUGCUGUUGAGGUUGGUAUCCCGCGCCAGUAUGGGCAAACUCUCCAUCUGCUCAAUUUCUGUAAACAGGUUGGAUAUUUCCCCAGGAAAUGUUUAUUAAGAUGCCAGAACAUGCAUUUUUGGUAUAUGGUGGUUACAGAAUCUGCUGAAGCUAUAAGGUUCUGCAGCAUCCUGAAGAAAUGGUAGAUCCUAAACACAGCUUUUGUUCUUGGCCACAACCAAUUAGCAUUAUCUAUUUCUCAUUUUUCCCUGGCCCUGUUUUAACAAUCUCUAACUAGGAGCUUAACCUCUGUUCCAAAAACUGACAUGGAUAAAAUGCACUUAACAUUGCUCACAAUUCUUACAAAGAAUAGAAUAGAUCUUGCAUUUGGCUACACAGAGAAGUUUUAUUUCAGUGACUUCAGGAGCUAGGAUUUCUCCAGAUGUGACUCAAGCCAUGACGUCCCAUUGAAAGAAGCUUUUAUGCUUCUUUAUCCAAGAGACAGAUCAUGUUCUGAGAAAAUUCAAACUAUUUUAUUCUAGCGUAUGUCUAACUAAAUUGAACAAUAAAAAUUGUUAUCCUUUAUGACCACCAACCAAUUAACUGACCUGGUGACAGGGAAUUAAGUCAGUCUUCUUCCUUUGAAAUGACAGCUGAAAUAACAGCGGUACAGUUCCUUGUCUCCAGUAUGAGUGCGAGAGAGGAGGAAGGAUGGGAUCAGGAUGACCGACAGACAGAAAAAUCCUGGCCUCGUUGCAGCACUGAAAUGCUUCCCAUCGACUUCCAAAGGGCGGGAUCUCUCCGUCAUGCCACACUUUCUAGGAAGCCUUCAUAAAAACAGGAAGAAAAUGGAAUGCACGUACAAUUGAUAUAGAAAAAAUGGAACGUUUGGAGUAAGGAUAAGUGGGCCGUGCUUCCAUAGCUCACUCUUCCAGGCACAAAGCUCUCAUGGAUGCCAGAUGUGACAGACUUUGUUGGAUCCUUCCAGACAACUCAGUUUCAGAUAGAAGAGAUUGCAUCAAGCAACUUAUUUGGUGAUGCUUAGGUGAGCAAACUAUUACAUUAAUACCCCAGUGCAUUGGCUUAUGAUUGCUGUUCAGGUGUGGUUAAACCAUCCGGGAUAUGCUCGAGAAGAACCUGCUUGUUCUGUAUCUGAAAACUGUGGAGUCUGGUACACGAUGGGAAAACAAGAAAAGUUCCAACACAUGAGACAGAGCUCGCAUACUGGGAGCUUUCAGGGAAAGGUCCAAAACCUGUCAUUUUGCCCCUAAGGUUUUAUCGUGACUAGAGUACUCUUAGAGCACCUCAUUAUUUCAUCUCAAGCUAUACCCCUUUGUAACCUUUUACUUCUCGUAAGGCUCUGGCCUCAGUGGUAACCCAUUAGAGCCAGCUGCCCACGUGGAUCUCACACUCUGUAAAAGAGUUUUUAAAGUUUGUUGCUUUCUAACUAUGCUAAAGUCUCCUUGUUGCAAGAUCAGAAGAGGUGCCUAGAAGUGCUCAGCAGACCUUCCCUUUUGCCUCUUCUGCUUCCCCUCUAAUCCAUUUUCCACACUGGUCUGACAGAGUCUGAGAUGGUUGCACUUCAGGCCACAUUGCAAGACCCAUCCAUUAUUCUGCCUUUUGCCAAAGAGACUGAUUUGAAGGGGUGUGAAUUUCUGUGGGGCUUAGGAAGUGUUGAAUUGACUUUUCUGUCACUUUUGCUACAUUUCCCUUUCCGUAGGCUACAGCACUGAUGGAAAUGUCCUUAUAGUCUAUGAUAGGCACAUUCUAGAAAUAGCAUGUUAAAUAAAUGGAAAUGUUUUUAAAAAUUAAGAAUCCUCCACAAGUUUUAAAAAUAAAGACACUAUACGUAAUCAACCGAAAAUAACCACAAUGUUUUUAUUUUUGGCAAAAGAUACGCAGCGGGAAGGAAAACUACGCAGUUUAAUUUGCUCCUUGGUAUUAAUUCUUACAGUAUUUGCCAGUAAUGGCAACAUUAUAAUUUGUAGAAUUAAUUAAUGAUCUGGCAUCUGAUUUUGAUUCAUUAAUGCUUAAGCCAGCUAAGUCUCAAUUAUCCUCUGGACUAUUUAUUCCUUAACAAGCUUUUAGCUAAUGUGAUUUUGAAAAUAUGAAAAUAGGUCUUAACUUGCCUUUAAGAAGUGGCAAUAUUUUAACACUUCUCUGUAAAAUAAAGAACCUUCCUAUUUUUUCGUGCUAUUACAGUAACAUUCAAAAUUAGACUUGGGGAUUUUCAAUGUAUGCACUAAAUAUAUAUUAUACUUAUAUGUACCUGGAACCUGACUUCAAUUUAGACUUGAUUAAAAAAUGUACUGAAUUGGAAACUGUGUAAUAAAGGAUGCCUAAAUCAUACUGACCCAGAAUAGCUCACUCCGUCAGACAGUUAGCAAAUAAGUGCACAAGCAAGCAGAUGAUACGAGAAUUCAAAAUUAAUUUUAUUCUCAGAGGAUGCAUAGACUAGCAGAUAGCAUCUGAUUCUAUCUGCAGAGGUGUAAAUCCAGAGUAACGCCUUGGCUGAGGUCUCGUUACCCUGAAUUUGAUUGCUUAUCCUGCAAAUGAUCAGAAUUGGGCUCUUCUGUGCCCAAGGCUAUGUUAAAGCAGCUGAAAUAGCCAGUGUUACUUCACAGCAUUUUUGUGAUGCAACUGGUAGCCUCUACCGAUUUCCAUGUAUUCGUUAUUUAUAACAAAUCCAUUUACCAAAGCAAUUUAAAGACUCUUGAAAUUUUCUCCAAAUGACUGGUAUUUUUGAAAGUUCAAUCACCACAUCCUUUAGGAAAAUCUGCCCGAUGGAGUUAUCACUUGUGCUGCAAUUGUAUUAUGAUACAUUCAGAAACUACAGCCAUUGAUUUGGGAUUGUCAGGCACCGGUUUAAGAGCUCUUUUGAACUCGUUUGGGAAAGUUGCUUCUACUGCUGGGCUCUGACAUGAUGCUUGUGCCUGCUGUCAUUGUACACUGUCCCCACUAGCAUCAAAACAGAAAUGCUUCAUUACGAAGAUGAGUAAACAAAUGAAUCAUGGAUGUUUUAUCCAAAUAGACCAUCACAGUUCAUCAUUUUAGUUGCUGAGAUUUGUUCUGAAGGUAUCUUCCAAACCUUCCAGACGUGAUAGACAUGGUAGAAAAUACAAAACUAAGUCGUUAGUGUUACGGAACUUGAAAUAACUCAUCUUCUCCUGCAACCAUGCUUUUCCUAAGAAGACAUCUGAUGACCUCCAAACACCGGCAUUUGGGUGUAACACCACUGGUGUCAGUGUAGUUAUUCUCACUUCACAAUGCUGAGACACCAGCUAGAACUUUCCCCACCCUUCUCACCAAGAAAUCUGAGACAAACAUCUGAGAGUAUCUUCCUUCUCCCUUUUAGAUCACUAAAUUCAGCUCCUCUCAGUCAAAGAUGGGAGGUCAGUCCAUGACUGUAUGGAGAGAGCUAUAACGCCAGCUCCUCUUUACACUUGAGGAGCUGUUAGCUCAGCCAGGUCCCAAAUGGCUGCCCGCGAUCUGUGGAGCGGGGGCACUGCUCACACUCCAAGCUGUCCGUGGUUUUAAAAAUCAACCCCCUCUUACCAAGUCCAAUGCUCUGGCCCACAAAAUCCAUUCUGUGCUGCUUCAGGGACAGCUCUAAGCUCUGCAUACAUGGCUGGUGCAGAACUGGGAGGUCACAAAACCAGAUACCAGAGACAUAUCUGAGGCAACAAAGAAAUGAAUUCAUGUCCAGCUACUGAGGCACAAGGAAAAGUGCCAGUUACCUGUGUUGUUAUGGCAAGAGUACUUUCAGGCUAAGCAAUAAGUAGACGUGGUUGAGCUUGGGCUCUAACACUAGGGCUGGACUGCUGGAAGCACCAUUUUUCUCAAUUCCUUCGAUAAAAGGUUUGGGUUGAGAAACAAGAGCAGCUCUGCUCACUUUUAAUCAUUUCAAUGAGGAGGAAGGAGGGAAGGUGGAGGCUUGGUAAGAAAAAUAUGCAAAGCUUAAAAAGUUCCAGCUGCUGUUCUCUAAUGGAGGCUUGGUUCCUCAUGAACAGUGGAAUAGUUAGGCCACCUGGUGGUAAACGGCAAGCCAACAACCUCUGCAAUUUCUGAGGCACAAUAAAUAUCCUGAAGAGCAGAGAGCACAGGGAACGGUCAUAGGCUGGUGUGCAGCCACCACUGGGAGAUGGCCGCUAGCCAUGACCUCCUCCAGCUCAGGUGCAGUGCAGAACAGGGGGGCCCUCUGUCCAUCACAGCCCUCCACCCCAGCCAGCUCCUGCUGUGCCAGGGAGGGAGGCAAAGGAGAAAGCAAUCCAGGGACCUCUGAAACUAGGUAAGCUUGUGAAGCAGGGGGCUUAAGUGGCUGAGUGAGGGCCUCUGUCCCUAAAUGCUGCACCAGGUUUAUGCAGAUAAAUUAAGUGAGGCUGGUGGGAGCUGUCAGAGUUAUACUUUUAUGAGUCCUAUUUCAACGAAUGUUCUACAGCGUAAUUUCCACUUCUGUGUCUGUCACUUGUUUCUUCCAGUAAAACUGCUGCCCAGAAGUACCGCAAAGUGUCAAAUGUAAAUGCAGAGUGCAGAGGAGAUGCUGGCCCUGCCAGCGGGGUCCUUCAGAGUGCUCCCAAGUGCCAGCAUCUAAGAACCGAGCUGUACUGGACAGCAGGGCA
This is a messenger RNA of Numida meleagris (helmeted guineafowl), 8406 nucleotides long. RefSeq names its product CXXC finger protein 4 (gene CXXC4). The coding region runs from base 193 to 1473 and encodes 426 amino acids. Lineage: Eukaryota; Metazoa; Chordata; Aves; Galliformes; Numididae. The record is from RefSeq and is a predicted model, not a curated record. Gene Ontology annotation, molecular function: methyl-CpG binding; zinc ion binding. Gene Ontology annotation, cellular component: nucleus. The transcript is spliced from 6 exons.